AUGGUGCAGUCCUGCAACUACUCAAAAUGGUUUUACCUCUGUUUAGUUGUGUCUCUAACUUUAAGCAGUUUAUGUUUAUGCGCACAAAGCAGAUUGCAUGUGAAUGACUAUGAAGAGGGAUAUUUUCUUGAUCUAGAUAGUAAUGAGGGAGGCCCUAAGAAAAGUAGUGACCCGAAAAUGGAUGUCAAGGAAUCAGAACCACUCACGAACAGCAAGAUAGAUCUCGAUGAACCCGACCCAGAUGAUAUGAUGAGCUACAGCGAUGAACUACCAAGUCAUUUAACACCAGCAAUUCGCAGAGCAAAACCAUCGUCAGAAUCGUUAACGGUACAACCAUCAGAUUCAGAUGAACUGAAGAGCAACACCGAUGAACUAGCAAGUCAUCUAACACCAGCCAUUCACGGAGCAACGCCAUCAUCAGAAUCGUUAAUGGUACAACCAUCAGAUUCAGAUGAAUUGUCUGAUGAACUAGUAAGUCACAUAACACCAGCCAUUCACGGAGCAUCACCGUCAUCAGAAUCUUUAUUGAUACAACCAUCAGAUUCGUCAUCACCGUCACCGUCACAGUCACCAUUAUCUAAUUCAAAAGUUGUGAUUAACAAACAUGAGAGCUCACCGGCGUCCGGAAGUGAUGAUGUAAACAGGCUUUUUAAUGGGCUAGUCGGCGGGAGUGGGGGAGGUGGUGGAUAUGGGUCGGGUAAUGGUGGAGGUUAUGGGUAUGGCUCCGGAGGAGGAGGUUUUGGGAUGCCAGGACGCGGGAAUCUUCCUAGGAAUGGCGGAGGAGGUUACGGGUAUGGUUCAGGAGGAGAUGGUGGAUCAGGAUACGGAAGAGGAGGUGGUUAUGGAAUGGGAAAUGGUGGUAAUGGGUGGGGAGGUGGUUCUGGUUAUGGAUAUGGUUCAGGACAAGGUGGGAGCGGAUAUGGCUCUGGAGGUGGCGGGGGCAAUGGUGGGGGUUAUGGCUAUGGCUCUGGUGGUGGAGGUGGCGGUAAUGGCUAUGGUUCAGGUGGCGGUGGUGGUAGAGGAGGCCCUGGUAUUAUUGAUGAAUCACCUGCUGGCAGUGGCAGCAGUAGUCAUGGGUCAUGGCUAUUGAUGCCAAACAUCUGUAAGAUGUUUUGCAACUAG
Molecule: messenger RNA, 1122 nt
Organism: Papaver somniferum (opium poppy)
Lineage: Eukaryota; Viridiplantae; Streptophyta; Magnoliopsida; Ranunculales; Papaveraceae
Product: protein FAM98B-like
Exons: 1
Coding region: 1-1122 (373 amino acids)
Source: RefSeq, a predicted model, not a curated record